CACAAAAAACCAAGAGAGCUUGGUCAUCAAGUCUUGUUGGAUUAUACAAUAGGUACUACUGAGAGCUAGCCAUGGCUUUGGAAGGCCUUGUAGACUGGAAGGGACAGCCGGUUAACCCAAAGCGGCAUGGUGGGAUGAAAGCCACCAUGUUCAUCCACUUCCUUGUUGUGAUGACAAACAUUGGAAACAUCCCGAUGCUGUUGAACGUCGUGAGCUACUUGCAUGGCACGAUGCACAUGGGCAUCGCCGACGCCUCCACCACCGCCACCAACUUGUAUGGAGCAAUCUGCGUCUUCACCUUGUUUGGUGCUUUCAUCUCCGACUCCUACAUCAAACGCUUCUACACCAUCCUCAUCUUCGCCCCCAUCGAGAUUUUGGGUUACAUGCUGCUAGCAUGCCAAGCACACUUCCCGUCGCUGCACCCGCCGCCGUGCGACAUCACCAACCACCCCGACGAGUGCACGGCGGUGAGCGGCCGGAACCUGGGCCUGCUGACCCUGGGCCUGUGGGUGAUCCCGCUGGGCGAGGGCGCGGUGCGCGUGUGCGCGGCGGCGCUGGGCGGCGACCAGUUCGACGGCGGCGACCCGCGGGAGCUCCGCGGCAAGAUCAGCUUCUUCAACUGGUUCGCCUUCUGCAUCUCGCUGGGCGGCCUCGUGGGGCUCGUCUUCGUGGUGUGGGUGCAGAACAACGAGGGCUGGGACCUCGGCUUCGUGCUCUCCGCGCUCGCGGCGCUCCUCGGCGCCGUCGUCCUCCUCGCCGGCCUGCCGUUCUACCGGCACCAGGAGCCCACGGGGAGCCCCCUCACCAGAAUCCUUCAGGUUUUUGUGUCUGCUUUUCGGAAGAGGAAUCUUCCAGUGCCUGAUAAUUUGAUGGAGAUGCAUCAUGCUGCUGAAGGAACAUGUACAAGCAUCGAAGUGCUGGAGAGAACUUCAGGCUUCAAGUUCCUUGACAAGGCUGCCGUGGACGACGGCGACACCCGGCGGUGGUCGCUGUGCACGGUGACGCAGGUGGAGGAGGCCAAGAUCAUCCUCCGCAUGCUGCCCAUCUUCCUCAGCUCCGUCCUGGGCUACCUCCCGAUCCCGCUGCUCCUCACCUUCUCCGUGCAGCAGGGCGGGACCAUGGACACCCGCCUCGGCGGCACCAGUAUCCCGCCGGCGAGCCUGUUCGUGAUCCCCGUCGUGUUCCAGAUGGUGAUCCUGGUGGCGUACGACCGCGCCGCGGUGCCCCGGCUGCGGCGCGCGACGGGCUACGCCGGCGGCAUCACGCCCCUGCAGCGCAUCGGCGCCGGGUUCGCGUCCAGCGUCGUGGCGCUCGCCGCGGCCGCCGCGGUGGAGGCCCGCCGCAGGGGCUCCGCCGCCGGGAGGAUGUCGGUGUUCUGGCUGACGCCGCAGUUCUUCCUGCUGGGCGUGAUGGACGUCACCUCCUUCGUGGGCCUGCUCGAGUUCUUCUACAGCGAGGCCUCCGCCGGCAUGAAGUCCAUCGGCGGCGCCGUGUUCUUCUGCGUCCUCGGCGCCGCGUCGUGGCUCGGGAGCUCCCUCAUCCGGGUGGUCAACCGCGCCACCGCUCGCCGCGGCGGGUGGCUGGGCGGCGCCAGCCUCGACGCCGGCCGCCUCGACCUCUUCUACUGGCUGCUCGCGCUCUUCGGGCUCGUAUCCUUGGCGCUCUACGUGUUCUGCGCGUGGAGCUACACCUACAGGCACGAUCCGAGGAUGCAGUCGACGGAGGAUGACAGGGUGUCCCCGGCGGCCAUGAAGCAAGCUGCCGUCUGACGACAGCCUGACGUGCUGCAAACGAGUCCUGAAACUAAACUGAUUUUGGUGGGUAUAGCUUCACCAAAUAAGCACUACUCCCUCCAGUCAAAAUUUAGUUGUCAUCGUUUCAGAAGAUCAAAAUGGGCUGCAUGUAGUUGUAUUUUUCUGAAAAAACGUCAAGUAAUCCUAACUGGAGGAAGUAAGGUUAGGAUAAGCCCAAGAGAGAACUCACUCGUGGUGGUGGUUACGAAGAGUGUUGGACACGUAGCUGCUUGCGUUGCGUUGCGUUGCGUCGAGAAGAGUCGUUUCCAAUCACCGAAUCACGUCAUUACCAUGUUGAACUUAACCAUUCAACAUACUACUGCAGUGAUGAAGUGAGAAGCAACAGCAGAAAGCUCGCUUUUAAUUAGCGAGUCCUUUUCAGAAGACAUCCGUUUGUUUGGCUCAACGAAAUCGGCCUUCAUUCUCCGAUUGCAUUACAAGUUGAGCAGAAGCCCAA
Molecule: messenger RNA, 2250 nt
Organism: Panicum hallii
Lineage: Eukaryota; Viridiplantae; Streptophyta; Magnoliopsida; Poales; Poaceae
Product: protein NRT1/ PTR FAMILY 4.3-like
Exons: 5
Coding region: 72-1769 (565 amino acids)
Biological process (GO): transmembrane transport
Cellular component (GO): membrane
Molecular function (GO): transmembrane transporter activity
Source: RefSeq, a predicted model, not a curated record